AUGAGAACCGUAGUUCCAGAGGCUGGCUCUCGGCCUUCCUUGGGCGCCUUCCUGCGCUACGCCGUCACCUCCACGCCGAAGCAGGACCAGAGCCGGAACGUGCCGCUGAACCUGGCGGCCGCGCCGGGAGCCCCAGAGCCGGGGCCGGCCUUGGGCGGCAGCGCCUCAGAACUCGUGGCCCUGCUGAGGCAGGUGAUGUUGCAGCUGCUGGAGGACUUCUUUGAUCCUGCCAGCAACGACGUCGACUAUGUGGCCAUGUGCGCGUCUUCGCAGUGGAGCCUCUUUCGCGCCCUGGCGGCCGAGAUCGGCGAGCCCCGGCUCCGGCCAGAGCUGGAAGCUUUGGGCGAGGCGGACCGGAAGGCCUUCUUCAUCAACCUCUACAACGCCAUGACUUUCCACGGCGUCACGACCUUCGGACGCCGCGAAGGAUGGUGGUACCUGUACUGCUUCUUCAUCACGCCGGCGGUCUCGUACCGUGUGGCCGGCACCCAGAUGAGCUUGGAUGACAUCGAGCACGGCAUUCUUCGUGCCCGCAAUGGCUACUUCAAGGAUCCCGAACAGGAGCUCCAGCGUCGGCUUCGUAUGGAAGCCGUGGACCCACGGAUCCACAUGGCCCUCAAUUGCGGCGCGAAAGGUUGCCCCGCCGUGGCUGUCUACACCGGCGGCGACAAUCUAGACGCCGAGCUCGACUCCGCAGUGGCCGGCUUUGUGGCAGCGGACGCGAACGUGCGCGUCACCCAGGAGGCCUCCGGCAUCCGGCUAGAUCUCUCCGAGAUCUUCAAGAUGUACUUGGAGGAUUUCGUCGGCGCAGCAACCGGCAAAGACUCGGAACGUGCCCUGGCGCGCUGGCUGCUGCCCUUUGCCAGCGAAGACCAGCGUCCGCUGCUUUCGAAAGCAGUGGAGGGCGCGCCCAUCCGCUUGCAGUGGAUUCCCUACGACUGGGCCACGAACGGUACGGAGGUUCCGCUGGACAAGUACAUCUACUCCGUGACUUUCUGA
Molecule: messenger RNA, 999 nt
Organism: Symbiodinium natans
Lineage: Eukaryota; Dinophyceae; Suessiales; Symbiodiniaceae
Source: the annotation of a GenBank genome assembly